ACCAGGAGGCCCGCAGCAGUCGUAGUACCGGAGGAAGUGAUGCGCGACUUGGAGUGGGGAUAGGAAGCGGUAUCAGAUUAAAGAGGUAUAGUGCUCUUGUCAGUUCCGAUUUUGACGUGUCCGUGGCCGGUGUCCUUGAAGAUGCUUCCUUCCAGUGACUAACAUGUCAAAUUUAGUUUUAAUAUUUUUAUUAAUGAAUUUGAACAUCGUUCACAACAAUGACGGUGACGGAUGGGGUGGAGAUAAAGUGGUUUGGACAAAAUUCAAUCUGAUUCCAAAGCCGGUUUUAACGAACUUCACUAAAAGUUUUCAUAGCGUUUUCAAAAACUCUUUGACGACGAAAGCGCCCAAGAUCAGUGCCAAACUAAACCAGACAAUCUCUAGGAACGUGACCGUCGACAAGAAAGGUUUAUUGAAUGUCACGAACGAGAGAAAGGUCCCGAUGGACUCCAUCACACUGUCCUCUAAAGUCGUCGGGUUCCCGGAAGACCGCACUGUGCCUAACCGAAGACCUCUGCUGACCUCCACGCUCCCGCCAGCCGACGCCCGGAGACGUCGAAGGCCCGUCAUCAGGUACGAAGAGGAGUCCGAAGAGGAGGAGGAUGAUGAGGAUGAAGAUGAUGAAGAAGACAUAACAGAUGAGUUCGAUGUCGACGAUGAUGACGAUGAUGAGGAUGAAGAGGAGGAGGAGGUGGAGGUUGUCGAGGAGGUGCCAGGGGCGACAAUUGAUAUCAAACAUGAGUACGAGGAUGCAUCAUACGUAGAACCAGUGGCCAUCAAAAAGACGAAAAGAAUAAAAAAGAAGUCUAAGAAGUACUUAAAACUAAAGGAUUUCAAGAAACUGAGGAAGUUCAUGCUGCCGCUGUUGUUGGCGUACAAGUUGAAGUUCUUCACUCUGAUUCCCUUACUACUAGGAGGCCUUGUGCUAAUAGUAGGUACGACGGGAUUCGCAGGCUUCUUCUUCGCACUUUUUGCUGUCGGACUGGGACUGCAGAAGAACAACCAUGGUUGACCUCGAACUCAAACUGGUUCGGACAAUAUUUGCUCAUACCAAAGACACAGUGCAAAUAAAAAAAAAAUAAGUUUAACCGAAUGUCUGUGAGGGGCGUCUUUAUUAGUUUCCACUUACAUACCUGUCUAUUCGUGUGUAAUGUCAUUGAAAUAUAAUAAAUCUUUUAUGAAUCUUCAAA
Messenger RNA from Homalodisca vitripennis (glassy-winged sharpshooter), 1190 nucleotides. RefSeq names its product chaperonin CPN60, mitochondrial-like. The transcript is spliced from 2 exons. The record is from RefSeq and is a predicted model, not a curated record. Bases 164 to 1012 code for a protein of 282 amino acids. NCBI's taxonomy places the organism in Eukaryota, Metazoa, Arthropoda, Insecta, Hemiptera, Cicadellidae.